Perca flavescens (yellow perch) is the source of this 7852-nucleotide messenger RNA. It is a transcript of the gene cftr, whose product is annotated as CF transmembrane conductance regulator. NCBI's taxonomy places the organism in Eukaryota, Metazoa, Chordata, Actinopteri, Perciformes, Percidae. The coding region runs from base 286 to 4824 and encodes 1512 amino acids. Gene Ontology annotation, biological process: chloride transmembrane transport; bicarbonate transport. Gene Ontology annotation, molecular function: ABC-type transporter activity; ATP binding; chloride channel activity. The record is from RefSeq and is a predicted model, not a curated record. The transcript has 28 exons. Gene Ontology annotation, cellular component: apical plasma membrane; plasma membrane; cytosol.
UUCAAAAGUCACAGGUGCUUCGGAAAGCACUUAAUUUCAAACCUCAAACAUUUAAACUAUUUUGAAGUUGUGCCACUAAACUAUGUCACUAUGCUAAAUAGAUUAACUGAGAAAUAUGUCGAUGUACAGUUGACAUAAUCAUAAGUAUGAGAACAUUUACACCUGAUACCAAGUAAAAAGGUGUAACGUUCUAAAACGAUGUCGGGUUAAGGGGACACGCAAAUGUGAGCUACGCGCGCCGGACAGACUCAGGUGCAGAGAAACCAAACUGGCGGCGCACUUAGGAUGCAGAAGUCACCAGUGGAAGAUGCAAACUUCCUCUCCAAAUUUUUCUUCUGGUGGACCACACCGCUGCUGAGGAAGGGCUUCAGAAAGAAGUUAGAGCUGACAGAUGUUUACAAGGCUCCUUCCUAUGAUCUGGCAGACAACCUCUCUGAGAGACUUGAACGAGAAUGGGACAGAGAGGUGGUGUCAGCCAAGAACAAGCCCAGGCUGAUGAGAGCGCUGGCCCGAUGCUUCAUCGGCCCUUUCGCCUUCUUUGGUGUCCUCCUCUACCUCGGGGAGGCUUCCAAGACUGUGCAGCCUCAGCUUCUGGGUCGCAUCAUCGCCUCCUUCGACCCAUUCCACGCUCCGGAGCGUGAGCAGGGAUACUUCCUGGCCCUGGGCCUCUGCCUACUCUUCACCGCCCGCUUCCUCCUGCUGCAACCUGCCAUCUUUGGCCUGCAUCAUCUGGGCAUGCAAAUCCGCAUUGCCCUUUUCAGUCUCAUAUAUAAGAAGACCCUGAAGCUGUCAAGCCGAGUCUUGGAUAAGAUCAGCACCGGUCAACUAGUCAGUCUGAUGUCCACUCACCUCAACAAGUUGGAUGAGAGCUUGGGUCUGGCCCACUUUGUAUGGAUCACCCCCCUGCAGUGUAUACUGUGUGUGGGUCUGAUCUGGGAGCUGAUCGAGGUGAAUGGCUUUUGCGCGCUGGCAGCCCUGACUCUGCUGGGCAUCAUCCAGGCCUGGCUCUCCCAGAAGAUGGGGCCGCACCGGGUGGAGCGAGGAGUGAUGAUCAGCCGCCGCCUGGCUCUCACCUCAGAGAUUGUGGAGAACAUCCACUCUGUGAAGGCGUACGGUUGGGAGGAGGUGAUGGAAACCAUCAUCAAGAACAUCAGACAGGACGAGAUGACGCUAACGAGGAAGAUCGGUUCUCUGCGUUACUUCUACAGCGCCUCGUACUUCUUCUCCGCCAUCUUGGUCAUCGUGUCUGCCAUCGUGCCGCACGCACUCAGUAAAGGCAUCAUCCUGCGCCGUAUCUUCACCACGGCUUCCUACUGCAUGGUGCUGAGAAUGACGCUGACCCGCCAGUUGCCAGGGUCCAUCCAGAUGUGGUACGACACGCUGGCACUGGUCAAGAAGAUCGAGGAGUUCUUGAUGAAGGAAGAAUACAGAGUGCUGGAGUACAACCUGACCACCACUGAGCUGGAGCUGGUCAACGUGUCCGCAUCCUGGGACGAGGGCAUUGGUGAGCUGUUUGAGAAAAUCAAACAGGAGAACAAAGCAAACGGACACCUGAACGGUGACGCUGGCGUCUUCUUCACUAACCUCUACGUGACACCUGUCCUCAAAAACAUCAGCCUGUACCUGGAGAAGGGCAAGAUGCUGGCGGUGGCUGGAUCCACUGGCUCAGGGAAGAGUUCCCUGCUCAUGAUGAUCCUGGGAGAGUUGGUGCCAUCGGAGGGUAAAAUCAGACACAGCGGUCGCAUCUCCUACUCGCCACAGACUUCCUGGAUCAUUCCCGGGACGAUUCGAGACAACAUCCUGUUUGGCCUGACAUAUGACGAGUACCGCUACACUUCCGUCAUCAAAGCAUGUCAGCUGGAAGAGGACUUUGCCUUGCUGCCUGAGAAAGACAAGACGCACCUCGUCGAAGGAGGGGUGACCCUGAGCGGCGGUCAAAGGGCUCGCCUCGGCCUGGCCAGGGCUGUGUAUAAAGAUGCAGACCUCUACCUGCUGGAUGCGCCUUUCACCCACCUGGACAUCGUGACAGAGAAAGAGAUCUUUGAGAAAUGUGUCUGUAAACUCAUGGCAUCCAAGAUACGCAUUGUGGUCACCAGCAAGUUGGAGCAUCUCAAAAGAGCAGACAAAAUCCUGCUGCUGCACAACGGAGACUGCUACUUCUACGGGACCUUCUCCGAGCUGCAGGACAAGCGCCCUGACUUCAGCUCCCUCCUCCUCGGCAUGGAAGCUUACGACAACAUCAACGCAGAGCGACGCAGCUCCAUCCUCACGGAAACUCUUCGCAGGGUCUCCAUCGAUGAAACCGCUGGCUUCCGAGGCCCGGAGACAAUUCGGCAGUCGUUCCGCCAGCCACCGCCUCCGCUGAUCGUCUCCGGAUCCCAAGGCCACCCUGGAGGUGAUGGCUACCCAGAAAAACGCAAACCGUCCCUCAUCCUCAACCCUCUGGCAGCUGCCCGCAAGUUCUCCUUCAUCGGGAACUCCCAACAGACAAAUACCCAGUCCACGACGAUAGAGGACGGGGUUCGUGAACUCUCUGAGAGGAAAUUCUCUGUAGUACCCGAGGACGAUCAAGUAGAGGAGGUGCUCCCCAGGGGGAACUUGUACCAUAAUGGGUUGCAGCACCUCAACGGGCAGCGGCGCCAGUCUGUCCUGGCGUUCAUCACCAACGCUCAGGGCCACGCGCGCAGAGGGCAGAUGCAGAUGCAAUCCUCCCUCAGAAAAAAGCUGUCCAUCACCCCGCAGUGUGACCUGGUGUCCGAGCUGGACAUUUACGCCCGCCGCCUCCCCAAAGACAGCGUUUAUGACAUUAGUGAGGAGGUGGAUGAAGAAGACAUGGAGCAAUGCUUCGCAGAUGAACGUGAGAACAUCUUUGAAACUACCUCAUGGAGCACGUACCUACGCUACAUCACCACCAACAGGAGCUUAGUCUACGUCCUUAUUUUCAUCGCCUUGGUCUUCAUCAUUGAGGUUGCUGGUUCAGUCAUUGGCAUUUUCUUCCUUACUGAAAAGAUCUGGAAGGACAGCACCACUCCUCCAUCUCCAACCUCCAUCGAUGAGGAGCAUCACAACGCCUCGUCGCCCGCCGUCCACAGGGGAAUCAUUGUCACACCGACAAGCGCUUACUACAUCAUCUACAUCUAUGUGGCCACGUCGGAGAGCGUACUGGCCAUGGGAUUCUUUAGGGGUCUCCCGUUAGUGCACACAUUACUCACUGUGUCCAAAAGACUGCAUGAACAGAUGCUUAGCGCUGUGCUACGAGCCCCCAUGGCUGUGCUCAACACUAUGAAGACAGGUCGGAUAAUGAACAGAUUCACCAAGGACAUGGCCACCAUAGAUGACAUGCUGCCUCUGGUGCUGUUUGACCUCAUACAGCUCACAGUGAUUGUUACGGGUGCCAUCUUCACCGUGUCCAUCAUACGGCCUUACAUCUUCAUCGCUGCCAUCCCAUUGGCUGUCAUCUUUAUUAUCCUCAGAAAAUACUUCCUACGAACUGGACAGCAACUCAAGCUAUUGGAGGCUGAAGCUCGCAGUCCCAUCUUCUCCCACCUCAUCAUCUCGCUGAAGGGUUUAUGGACAAUUCGGGCGUUUGGACGUCAGAGCUACUUCGAGACGCUCUUCCACAAGGCGCUCAACACUCACACAGCCACCUGGUUCCACUACUUGUCCACACUGCGAUGGUUCCUCUUCCGCUGCGAUAUGAUCUUCGUCCUGUUCUUCAGCGCCGCCGCCUUCAUCGCCGUAGGCACCAACCAGGACAAACCAGGGGAGGUUGGCAUCAUCGUGGCCCUGGCCAUGCUCAUCCUGGGGACUUUCCAAUGGGCUGUCAUCACCAGCAUCACUGUAGACGGACUGAUGCGUUCGGUGGAUCGGGUGUUCAAGUUCAUCGACCUGCCAUCAGAGGAGCCGCUUACAGCCAAAUCUAGUGGUAAAGGAGGCCCCGACCUGGUCAUUGACAACCCUCAUGCCCAGGACUGCUGGCCCAACCGCGGCCAGAUGGACGUCAAGGGCCUCACUGUCAAAUACACAGAGGCUGGACGGGCCGUCCUCAGCGACAUCUCCUUCUCCGUCGAGGGAGGGCAGAGUAUGGGUCUGCUGGGUCGAACCGGUUCAGGGAAGAGCACCCUGCUCUCCGCUCUGCUGCGUCUCGCCUCCACUGACGGAGAAAUCUCCAUUGACGGCAUCUCCUGGAGCUCCGUCUCCCUGCAAACAUGGAGGAAGGCCUUUGGGGUGGUGCCGCAGAAAGUCUUUAUUCUGACCGGCACUUUCCGGAUGAACCUGGACCCACACGGACGUUACAGCGAUGAGGAGCUGUGGAGGGUCGCAGAGGAGGUGGGUUUGAAGUCUGUGAUCGAGCAGUUUCCAGAGAAGCUGGACUUUCAGCUGGAGGACGGAGGCAACGUGUUGAGCAACGGACACAAACAGCUGCUGUGUCUCGCCCGCUCCAUCCUCAGCAAGGCUCGCAUCCUGCUGCUGGACGAACCCUCCGCCUACCUCGACCCCAUAACAUUGCAGGUCCUGAGGAAGACGCUGAAACACUCAUUCUCCAGCUGCACCGUCAUCUUAUCAGAACACAGAGUAGAGCCGCUGCUGGAGUGUCAAUCAUUCCUGAUGAUCGAGGGCAGCUCCAUGAAAAGCUACGACUCCAUCCAGAAGCUGCUGAAUGAGACCAGCCACCUGAAGCAGGCCAUGAGCCCUGCCGACCGGCUCCACCUCUUCCCGACUCUUCACCGCCUCAACUCCAGCAAGAGGGUGGCGCCGCAGACCGCCAAGAUCUCGUCCCUCCCAGAGGAAGCUGAGGACGAAGUCCACGACACUCGCCUCUAACCGGCCAGGCACACAAACACACACACACACCCCAUGCUAACUCUAACGGACAAAACACAGGUUUUGAUACUGAUGUUUGAGCCAUUAUUUCCCGAAAUUACCAGUGAAACAGCAUCUCAAUCACUAUGGGACACUAAAACUCUCCCAGACAAAGUAUUUUUUUCAAUAGUAGGAGAAUUCAGUUUACUUAUAGCAUUCAUAAUUAACUAAAAUUUGAAAAGAAACUAAAAAUCUGUGCAAAGAAAAAAAAAAUUCAAGUUUUCCAAUAUAUUAACAUUAAUAAUGUUAUCAUAAUAACAUUAUACAAAAUUGGCUUAUUAAUACUUGAUUUUUUAUUUAUUUUUAUUUUUACCACCACGUGUUGACCAACAGGUCUGCAGGUUUAGAAAAGAUAUAAGUAAAUUUGUAUGUAGGUGAAUCGGAAUUAAAAGAUGCAAAAAAGGUUCCCAUAAUGCAACUUUUGCUGUAAAUCUGUCACUAAAUUAGAAACAUUCUAAUAAACCAGAGUGUGUAUGUGCUGCAGGGAGAGCUAAAAUACUCCCAUGUAACAGGGACCACCAGAAGCCGAGAAGGAUGGCUAACUGGACACUUAUACUACAAAUAUACUCGCAUCAGUGCCUUAAACUUCUGCGUGAUUCAUCACGAAGCAGAAUGUGGCCGUCAGAUCAGCACACCCCAAAAAGAGUAACCUCGGUUAAAUGGCACCGGCACGCCAGGAUCCAGCCAAGUCUCAGCCAAAGGACACCACAAUCCUCCACUCUUGCCUCGGUGCCCCCUCUGAUGUAGACGGAGAUGGACGCAGAAAUGGUCUUGCUUGUCGGGAUUGUAGCCGUAGGUAACUUGAGGUAAUCUUCUCCACCUUUUCACUUGUGUUAACUCUGAUGUUUACAUAUGAAAACCUCCCCGGCCAGGUGGCUAGCUAGCCAGGCAGGAGGUUAUCAGAGUCCGAAGGAGACCCGAAAGUUGAUUUCCCGAUCCUCGCGAGGGACUCAAAGCCACGUGCCAUCAGCGUCCACCGCCAACAACAUAAAGCACAAACUAAUAUUUCUAAAAUGGACAAUUCAGCAUACAUUUCGCGGAGCUGACGGAGAGGCUACUGGAGAGGUCCGCACUCUUAGCCUAGGUCGAGAGAUGUCCGUUCUGGUCACAGCCUGGUGUGCCGCUCAUCGCUCCGUUUGCCGCAAAUGUUGCCAUCGUCGAAUAAAGAACCGGAAACCUGAGGAAGUUAACGUUAGUCAAUGUGCUUUUCUAGCACAUUUCAAGUGCCUUUUGCAGGUUUCAGUCAGUCAGGUGCUUUUUGGGGAUGCUGGACAAACUGUGUGAGGGUUGCCUCAGUUCAGAUAAUCCUCAAAAAGUUUCUCCUUUUGAAACCAAAAUAUUGUAUUAUGUUUUUUUGCAUACUUUCAUUGGUUUCAUCUAAGGGAUUAUUUUAAGAUAAUAGGUUUUGUUCUGAACAACCAGCUACUUUUCACUGUUUUAACUCAGACUGAACGCAAAAUAGCAGCCACUGUAGAGGUCUGCUCAGAAAGCACAACAUUAAUUUAUCAUAUGCACAUAAUCCAAUCCUCUUCAGGUAGCUAGCAGGAAUCAAUAUUGCAGAUAAUAUUGCACAUAAAAGAGUUCUCUUCUCUGCUCGUUCUGAGCUGAGGCCAUAUCGAUACAUUUGAAAACGUUGUCGUUCACACAGCCUCUGUCCACACUAAAGGGCAGUCAGUCCACACCGGGACAUUUUUAUUGUUAGUCACUCGUUGGACAAACAUAGGCUGGAAUCAUUGUAGAUUAACGGGAUGUAUCCGUCCGACGUCUGAUGGGAGUUUCCAGUAAGCCUCUUUUCACAACCAAAAACAAUUUUCAGAAGUUAGUUUAGUGUGAACCAAAAACAAAGCUUCUCUAAAAUUUUAAUGUUAAAACAACUUUUUGAAUUCCAAAAUAGUCAAUCGCACAACACGGGUGUUGUCCUUAACCUGUAUUUAAUGUUAAAACACGACUUUGAACCAUUAAAUACGUAUUUGAUCAAUGUUGCUGUUGUGAACAUGUAGGAUUAAUGAGCAACAUGUCUUUUUUUUAUUUAUUUUUUUAUUUGAUAUACUCAUUUAGUUUUCAUACAAGAAACCUAAAAAUGUAAAUGAUAAAAAUGUAAUAGUGAGUUUGGUUUGGCUACACAGUGAAACUGCUCUAAAAGUUGUCCACACACUCGACACUAUGACGCAUUUGAGUACAAACUUUGAUGGGCUGGAAAUAGACAUUUUAAAAUUCUAUAUAUCCUACAUGAUGAGAAGAGGUCAGAGCUUUGUGAAACAGAAUUAAGGCAAACUGCAGCUAGGAGUAAGACUUCUACAGUGGCUUCAUGUGUGUUGUGUUGAAGUAUCUUCUAAAUAUUUGCUUUUGUAUCUUUAAUCAGUCUGACCACUGGCGUCAAUACACACACACACACACACACACACACACACACACACACACACACACACACACACACACCCACCCCACCAGGAACAGUAACGCCAUUGGCUGGCACUAACAAGUGAUGACUCCGAAACCCUUAUGCACUUUAGAGACUCCCUGAGGUACUCAUCAGCUUUCACAGCAAGGAAACCGUCAAGUUUUUGUUUUUCAAUUCCUCCAUAAAAGUGUAGAUGUAGAAUUCCGACCUUUGUUUACAAAUUCCGCUUUUUAUUUAAAUUGUUCAGCCUCUGUGAAUUAAUUCUAGAAAGAAGGCAGUAAUAGAGCCGCUGCUGUACAAACAAAGCAAACAUUAAGCAUUUCUUUUUUUGUGUCAUUUUCCAAGUUAUAUCUGUACUUCCCUCGGAAACUGGAAACCAUUUAGGCUAUUCUAUUAUAUCUCUUCGUUUUCUCUGGUUGAGGGACGAGUGUGUUGCUCCUUUCAUACUGUAUAAUAGUUUUUUAAAGCAGCGAUGAAGAAAAUGAAGGUACCAUGGAAAAAAGAAAGGCCUUUAUAUGUAAACUGUGACAACAGAUUUUUUACAGAGUAAAUUAAGAACAAAGCUGUUUCUUACUCAUAGAAAAGGGA